This is a messenger RNA of Peromyscus californicus insignis, 680 nucleotides long. RefSeq names its product CART prepropeptide (gene Cartpt). Bases 124 to 513 code for a protein of 129 amino acids. Gene Ontology annotation, molecular function: neuropeptide hormone activity. Lineage: Eukaryota; Metazoa; Chordata; Mammalia; Rodentia; Cricetidae. The transcript is spliced from 3 exons. The record is from RefSeq and is a predicted model, not a curated record. Gene Ontology annotation, biological process: negative regulation of appetite; positive regulation of MAPK cascade; adult feeding behavior.
UGACCCGGGCCCUCCUCCACACCCCCGUCCUUCCUCGCCCCCUCCCUCUUCCCGGCACCCGGUUCAGCCGGCUAUAAGAAGCGGGAGAGCGCGGUGCCCGAGCCAGCAACCAGGUCCAGCACCAUGGAGAGCUCCCGCCUGCGGCUGCUGCCCCUCCUGGGCGCCGCCCUGCUGUUACUGCUACCUUUGCUGGGUGCCCGUGCCCAGGAGGAUGCCGAGCUGCAGCCCCGAGCCCUGGACAUCUACUCUGCCGUGGAGGAUGCGUCCCACGAGAAAGAGCUGCCAAGGCGGCAACUUCGGGCUCCCGGCGCUGUGUUGCAGAUUGAAGCGCUGCAGGAAGUCCUGAAGAAGCUCAAGAGUAAACGCAUUCCGAUCUACGAGAAGAAGUACGGCCAGGUCCCCAUGUGUGAUGCCGGAGAGCAGUGCGCAGUGCGGAAAGGCGCCCGGAUCGGGAAGCUGUGCGACUGUCCCCGAGGAACUUCCUGCAAUUCCUUCCUCUUGAAGUGCUUAUGAAGGGGCGACAGCCUCCACCUUAAGUUCCCAUAUCCCCUCUUCUCCCCAAAGGAGCACUCCUUUAUCCCUGGAGCCUGGCUUUAGCAACAAUAAAGUUUGCAUUCCCCUCCGAGGGUGAGUGGGCUCUUUCCCUGCUGUUUCAAAAUAAAAGAACACAUUUGACGUUA